Pelmatolapia mariae (spotted tilapia) is the source of this 1860-nucleotide messenger RNA. RefSeq names its product tumor necrosis factor alpha-induced protein 2-like. Gene Ontology annotation, molecular function: SNARE binding. Gene Ontology annotation, biological process: exocytosis; exocyst localization. Lineage: Eukaryota; Metazoa; Chordata; Actinopteri; Cichliformes; Cichlidae. The transcript has 11 exons. Bases 1 to 1860 code for a protein of 619 amino acids. The record is from RefSeq and is a predicted model, not a curated record. Gene Ontology annotation, cellular component: exocyst.
AUGUCGAUCUUGGCCUGUUGGUCACGUUUUACGACCUGGCGAAGCCCCACAGGUCAACCCAACGACAACGGUCCUUCCAGUACUGUUGGACACCAAUCACCUAGUGAAGAAGAGCAGCCAGUUGUGAAUCCUACUUUUGAGGAACGCCUUGAAGGACAAUACCUGUUCGAAGCCACUCAACUGUUGAUAGACAGGGAGAAACAUCUGUUUGGAGAGAUAACCGAGGCUGAUGCACUUAAAGCUCAUGAGGAAGCAGUAAAAAAGCUUGCUGCAGACUACGAAGCAAUUGAAAAACGUAUAGAGCAGACCGUGCAGCAGAGUCUUUCUCUCAGCAGUGAGGAAGCGGUGUCUGCUUUGAUAUCUGCAGUGAAAGCCAUCAACCUUGAGGAAGAGCAGGACCAGCUGUGGAGACAAAAAUGCCGGACGCCACCAGCCUGGAGGCCCAAGAAGUGGAAGGAGCACCAUGACAAAGUGCUUCAUGAAUUAGUGUAUAGUCGUUUGGAGAGGCCAUCGAGCCCCACUGGUGGCCAGGUGAACCAGUCCUCGAUCCAGACAGACAUUCAGUCCAUGGGCAGGCAGCUGAAGGAGGACAUGGAGUGGGUGGUGGAGGUGGUGAAGAACUGCUACCCACCAGAGAUGGACAUCUGUAACUUUUAUGCAAGACUGUACCAUCAAACUUUGAGCGUAAGACUCAAAAAGAUUGCAGACUUUGUUCUGGAUGACAAGGACUGCAGUUUCCUCCUGCGAUGGGUGAAGGAGUUUUAUCCAGGAAUCCUUGAAAAACCUUGUCUGGCCAGUAAUAUCAAUGCUAAAGCGCUGGGAAACCUGCUUCCUUACAAGUUACUGAAACCUCUGGAGGAGCAGUACCUCAGCAAACAACAGAGCGACCUGAUGAUUUUUAUUGGCCGAGUAUUGGAUGAAGCAAAGAAAGAGUGGGAUCAAGGAAAGGAGCCGACAAGAGAUGAUGGUUGCUACACCAGUCCUGUGGCCUAUGAUGUCAUCCAGUUGAUCAACGGCAUCGUGACAUCAACACAUAUAACUCUAAGAGACCAGCACAAGGCCCAGAAAAUAACAUCCAACCUGACAGACUUCAUGCAGAGGUAUAAAGCGUUUCAUGAAGACAUCAUAAGGCAGAACAAACCGCACAGCAAAGUUUUCAUAAAGGCAAACCUCAGCUGUGUCAAACAGUUCAGGGACUUCCUUAUCAUGGAGAGCCAUCUAUUCUCAAAGAAUGUGCGGGAAAACUGUUUGAGGGUCCUGUCUGAGAUGAAACAGUCUGCCCACACUUAUUUAUUAACCCCUGUGCACAAGAUCCUCAAGCCACACUACAAGAAGGUGGGAACCAGUGACUGGCUGAAGAAGAACACAUUUGAGAAGCUGCUGUGUAGCACUGAAGAAGAGCUUCAAGAACUUCGGGGUUUGACUCAAUCCUGUCAUCAGGAGCUGAUUGGUCAGCUUCAGCAGGAAAUGACAGUAGAAUAUGUCCGGAGGCUCCUGAAAGGAGAGGUGAAACUGAAGGACAAGGAUCGUCAGCAGAAGGCUUACAUGACUGUGAAAGAAAAUGCAGAGAAACUGCACGAGCUGUUUGCCAGAAUGGGAUCCAAACAAGACUGGUUAAAGGAAAUCCUGACCAAGAUUGCAGAAGUGCUAAAACUCCAAGAUAUUCCCGCCAUACAGACGCAAAUCGUUUCACUGGGAUCUGCUUAUCCCGGCCUCAGUAAAAAACAUGUUUCGGCUCUGCUCAAACUCAAGACAAACCUCUCCAAAGCCGACAGGAAAAUCGUCAAAACCACUCUGUCGGACACACUGAAAGAGAGCCGUGCUGAUCCUGGAACCCGGAAGUUUUUCUCCAAAGUUUAA